Yarrowia lipolytica CLIB122 is the source of this 453-nucleotide messenger RNA. RefSeq lists its product as uncharacterized. Gene Ontology annotation, cellular component: transcription factor TFIID complex. Gene Ontology annotation, molecular function: protein heterodimerization activity. The record is from RefSeq and is a predicted model, not a curated record. Gene Ontology annotation, biological process: transcription by RNA polymerase II; RNA polymerase II preinitiation complex assembly. Lineage: Eukaryota; Fungi; Ascomycota; Dipodascomycetes; Dipodascales.
AUGUCACUUGAAGGAACACGAAAGCGAAAGAGAACAAAUCUGUUCGUGAACGACAUCAAACCUCUGCUCUAUGCGUUCGGAGAUGUCAAUGAUCCAUACCCCGAGACGGUUGCUGCUCUGGAAGAUAUCCUCACAGACUACAUUGUGGACACGUGUCAUGAGGCAGCGAAGAUGGCAGAGAUUGCUGGCCGGCAGAAGAUCAAGGUGGAUGACUUCAAGUUCCUGCUGAGAAAUGAUCCUCGAAAGCUGGGCCGAGCAGAAGAGCUGCUGGUGCUGCAAAAGGAGUUUGUGGAGGCACGAAAGGCGUUCGAUUCGACCGAGGGCAAGCAGCUGAGUAAAACAUACAACCAGGAGAAGGAAAAAGAAAAGAAGAAGAAGGAAAAGGAGGAGAAGAAGGAAAAGAAGCGCAAGGAAAAGGAGGAGAAGAAGAAGAUCAAGGAGGAGGAAAAGUAG